AUGUUAGAUGGGAUACCCAAAUAUCUUGGUAACCUCUCUAGUUUGGAAUAUUUUGCAUUUGAUAACAACUCUGCUGUUGUCGAUUUUCCUGAUUUUCUCAGCAACUUGUCUGGAUGCACAGCGCUUACACUACAAGAAUUAUAUGCUCGAAGAAACCAAUUUAAAGGGUCACUGCCUGAUUUCAUCCAAAACUUUUCAUCCCUAUCAUUUCUUGGCCUAUUAGAUAAUCACAUGAAUGGAACCAUAAGCGAGAAACUGUGGGAACUACCCAACCUUAAAGAGAUUGACGUUUCUCAAAAUCAUCUUAGUGGUGCCAUCUCUGAAAACAUUGGAAAGUCGAAAGCUCAUAUUAUAAAUCUUUCGAAGAACCCACUCCAAGGAGUUCCUUCCACAGAUCAUAUGUCAAACCUUUCUUAUGUAGAGCACCUUGAUCUGAGCUCUUGCAACCUAGGGCCCCACUUCCCCAAAUGGAUUCAAAAACUGGAAAAUCUUACCCUUCUUGAUAUUUCCAACACUAGAAUUUCAGAUGCAGUUCCUCCACAAUUUUGGAACAUGCAAUUCAGCUAUUUGAAUCUCUCUUCCAACAACAUCAGUGGGGAAGUACCCGAUCUAUCAAGUUUUGCCAAAAGUAAAUUGAUAGAUUUGAGCUCCAACAGCUUUAAGGGUCCAAUACCGGAUCUUCCUUCCAGUUUGGCAUUGUUAAAUCUUUCCAGAAACAAAUUCUCUGGAGGAAUCUCCUUCAUUUGCCAAAUUGUCGAUGGGCUUUUACAAUUUCUUGACCUCUCCCAUAACUCUCUAACCGGACAAAUUCCAGACUGUUUGUGGCAUUUCAAAGAACUAAAAGUUCUCAAUCUAGGACACAACAGUCUAGUCGGAAAGCUUCCUCCUUCUAUUGGAUCUUUGAUAGAACUGGAGAGAUUGGGUUUACAUGAAGGUGGUGAUGUUCAUCGCAAAUUUGCAAAGGGUUAG
This is a messenger RNA of Lactuca virosa, 969 nucleotides long. The record is from the annotation of a GenBank genome assembly. NCBI's taxonomy places the organism in Eukaryota, Viridiplantae, Streptophyta, Magnoliopsida, Asterales, Asteraceae.